This is a messenger RNA of Notolabrus celidotus (New Zealand spotty), 2635 nucleotides long. It is a transcript of the gene cdk8, whose product is annotated as cyclin-dependent kinase 8. NCBI's taxonomy places the organism in Eukaryota, Metazoa, Chordata, Actinopteri, Labriformes, Labridae. Gene Ontology annotation, molecular function: ATP binding; RNA polymerase II CTD heptapeptide repeat kinase activity; cyclin-dependent protein serine/threonine kinase activity. Gene Ontology annotation, biological process: protein phosphorylation. The transcript has 13 exons. The record is from RefSeq and is a predicted model, not a curated record. Bases 355 to 1749 code for a protein of 464 amino acids. Gene Ontology annotation, cellular component: mediator complex; nucleus.
CUCUGCUGCGUUUAUGUCUUCACGACGUUUUACGACAGUGCCGUGCGCCAAUCCGCCGUCGUUACCGAGUGAAGUGCGUCUCUUUGGAGCAGAUACCGGCUGAGAGAAACGCAGCAGCGAAAGAAAGGAAAACAUUUAGGGCUGGACUAUCUUCGAGCACCGUGCACCCUCUCCGGUACAAACAAUCUGACCGAACACUGGAUGUGGAAGCUGGGCUGAAAGAAGAAAGGGCCACGCUGGGGAAGGCGACUAGCUGAAUAUCCAAAACCGAGCUCGUCGGGGAAGCCCAGGUACCUCCCAAGCGACGGUUUUUAAAAGGCAGGAGCGGAGACAUCUAACCAAACAGAGGGGAAAAUGGACUAUGAUUUUAAAGUGAAGCUGACCGGCGAAAGAGAGCGAGUGGAGGACCUGUUUGAGUACGAGGGAUGCAAAGUGGGAAGAGGCACCUACGGUCAUGUGUACAAGGCGAAAAGAAAAGAUGGGAAGGAUGAUAAGGACUACGCCCUCAAGCAGAUUGAAGGCACUGGCAUCUCCAUGUCGGCCUGCAGAGAGAUUGCACUGCUGAGGGAGCUGAAGCACCCCAAUGUCAUCUCCCUGCAGAAGGUUUUCCUGUCACAUGCAGACCGUAAAGUAUGGCUGCUCUUUGACUACGCCGAGCACGAUCUCUGGCACAUUAUUAAGUUCCACAGAGCCUCCAAGGCCAACAAGAAGCCACUUCAGCUGCCCAGAGGAAUGGUCAAGUCUCUGCUCUACCAGAUCCUGGAUGGCAUCCAUUACCUCCACGCCAACUGGGUCCUCCACAGAGACCUUAAACCAGCAAACAUUUUAGUGAUGGGGGAAGGGCCGGAGAGGGGGAGAGUAAAGAUUGCUGACAUGGGGUUUGCCCGACUCUUCAAUUCACCGCUGAAGCCUUUAGCCGAUCUCGACCCUGUGGUGGUCACUUUCUGGUACAGAGCACCUGAACUACUGCUGGGAGCUCGGCACUACACCAAAGCCAUCGACAUUUGGGCGAUUGGCUGCAUCUUUGCAGAGCUGCUGACAUCUGAGCCAAUAUUCCACUGUCGCCAGGAAGAUAUUAAGACCAGUAACCCUUACCACCACGACCAACUGGACCGCAUCUUCAAUGUCAUGGGCUUCCCUGCUGAUAAAGACUGGGAGGACAUCAAAAAGAUGCCAGAGCACUCCACGCUGAUGAAAGACUUUAGAAGGAACACAUACACAAACUGCAGCCUUAUAAAGUACAUGGAAAAACACAAAGUCAAACCAGACAGCAAAGCAUUCCACUUGCUGCAGAAGCUGCUGACCAUGGACCCUAUCCGAAGAAUCACAUCCGAGCAGGCCAUGCAGGACCCUUACUUUUUGGAGGAGCCUCUGCCUACCUCUGAUGUGUUCGCAGGCUGCCAGAUUCCCUAUCCAAAGAGGGAGUUCCUAACAGAGGAGGAACCAGAGGACAAGGCAGACAAAAAAAACCAGCAACAGCAACAGGGAAACAACCACACAAACGGGGCGGGGCACACUGGUAACCCUGACAACAGCCAUGCUCAGGGUCCGCCUUUGAAGAAAGUGCGAGUUGUCCCGCCCACCACUACCUCAGGUGGCCUCAUCAUGACCUCAGACUACCAGCGCUCCAAUCCACAUGCUGCCUACCAGAACCCUGGACCAAGCACAUCACUGCCCCAAAGCAGCAUGGGAUACUCCUCUACCUCCCAACAGCCGCCUCAGUACUCCCACCAGACCCACCGCUACUGAGAACCCCUCCCACACAUCCAUACAUUCAAACACACACACACAUACAGCCCUCACCAUGCCCACCUGGACGAAUGUACUGAGGGAUGUGGGGGUGUCCAAGGCUACAAACCCCACCCAACAGAGGGCACCUUCUCUGCAGCAGUCUUUUAGACCUGAGUGACCACACUUAGAUAACACACCGUUACCCCCAAGUGUUAGAAAACACUCUACAGAGCAAACCUGACAGGUGAAACAAAGGAGGAGGAUGGAUAUGAGGAUCGAGUCCUACUCGUGUCCGUGUUUUGAACCAGCCCAGAGAUGAUGGAUUGGUUUUUGGGGGAAACGUGUUGAUUUGUUGUCAUCUCAUCUCCUCUUCACCUCUUUCCACACCUCCACCUUCACCCCAGCCUUCCUACCGUCAAAGCUUGGAACAGACUGAAAGCUGCUAUGUGACUGCCAGCAUUGACAGAUUCCUUGUCCUCCUGUCUGUCUGUUUGUCUGUCUUUUUGUCUCUCUAUCUGUCUGUUAAUUUUGUUUGUGAGUAUGUGUGGCCCUGUGAGGGCCUCAGCUGAGGACUGAACUAAGCUGCUGUGAAGCAUGCUGGGAGGAUGCUGAGCUCCCACAGCUGUGGCGUUGAGGGUUUUAAUAAAGGACAAAAAAAGAAAGACAAAAAAGAUUUUAGUAGUUUAUAAUUUAAUCCGUUUUCAUGGGUUUUCGUUUUCAUGGCAAGAUGGGCGGAGCAGCCUGUGCUGGCUGAGCACUCAGCCACUGUGGGCAAGCCUUACAAACAUGACAACAAAACCAAUCAAUCGCAUGGAGGAUGGCAGACGGAACAUGCAUUGUACUGUAUUGUAUUGAAAUAUUUUACAUGAAGCAAGUAUCCUGACAAUAAAAGUUGAAACCCUGA